This is a messenger RNA of Penicillium verrucosum, 327 nucleotides long. RefSeq lists its product as uncharacterized. The transcript has a single exon. The record is from RefSeq and is a predicted model, not a curated record. NCBI's taxonomy places the organism in Eukaryota, Fungi, Ascomycota, Eurotiomycetes, Eurotiales, Aspergillaceae. The coding region runs from base 1 to 327 and encodes 108 amino acids.
AUGACAGGUACUUCGAUCAAUGCUGCCAUUCUAUACCACGCCACGCAAGGGCCCACACUCCUCCAAGCCGACCUUGUCUUGCAGAAAGCCCUCACAUACCCCCAUCCGGCAGUGCAUGUUGGUCGCUCUCCAGUGUCUCCACUAACCAAGCUUGGUCCCCAAUGUCUAAACUGGAUCGACGGGUUGCCCGUGGCAAAGCUGCAACAAGGUCCGUCGGUGGCCACCAGCCAAAUACCAAUUUCUUCAAUAUUGACUGUGUAUAUCCCAGGAGGAUGCCCGUGUCUCGAUGCACAGCUGCACCCCGAGUUGCAUGUGGCCGAGCCUUAG